This is a messenger RNA of Vespa mandarinia (Asian giant hornet), 2538 nucleotides long. Its product is annotated as sodium-independent sulfate anion transporter. Gene Ontology annotation, biological process: transmembrane transport. Gene Ontology annotation, cellular component: membrane. Lineage: Eukaryota; Metazoa; Arthropoda; Insecta; Hymenoptera; Vespidae. The record is from RefSeq and is a predicted model, not a curated record.
GAUGUCUCAGUCUUUUCACGUUCCUCGUGACAAUAACUUCGUAUUAAUUAUUUUUAUCUGACGUCUGUAUUUAAACAUUUUUCGUUUUUAUUUUUAUUUUGUUUUGUUUUGUUUUUUUUUUUUCUUUUUUAGCUUUAAUUGACACCAAAGUAUAGGAUAUUUCGCGGUGGUAUUUUAAUUGAUUCACCACAAAGAUAUGGUUAUGUGGGUAAGUUCUUCCACUUCGAGCUGUAACGCCAAAGAAAUUCUUGUUCGAAGGAUACCAAUUUUAAAAUGGUUGCCACAUUAUAACUGGGGAAAAUGUCUGCAAGAUAUUUUGGCAGGAUUUACAGUUGGAUUAACAGUUAUACCACAAGGUAUAGCUUAUGCAACGGUCGCUCUUCUUCCACCUCAGUAUGGCUUGUAUAGCAGUUUCAUGGGAUGUUUCGUGUAUCUAGUGUUUGGUAGUACAAAAGAAGUGACUGUUGGCCCUACGGCCAUAAUGGCGUUAUUAUCUCAACAUCAUGUUCUAACAUUAGGCGAAGAUAUUGCUGUUCUCAUAUCUUUCUUAUCAGGAUGCAUAAUAACAGCAAUGGGAAUAUUUCAACUUGGUUUUCUAGUUGAUUUUAUAAGCAUGCCAGUUAUUUGUGGCUUUACGAAUGCCGCAGCGAUCAUCAUAGCAGCUUCGCAAUUAGGCACACUCGUUGGUAUAAGUGGUAAAAGCGAUUCCUUCGUCGAUUCGAUCUAUAAAAUAAUUAAUCACUAUGAUAGUAUCACAUUAUGGGAUACUGUCCUUGGUGUUACAACUAUAAUAUUGUUAGUAUGUUUAAAGAAUUUGCCUGGUAAAAAAAAAGGUACUAUAUUCCAAAAGAUAAUGUGGCUGAUAUGUUUGGCUAGAAACGCAGUGGUCGUUAUUAUGGGUAUAUUCUUGGUUUUUGUUUUAUCUUUAUACGAUCUGAAACCUUUCAAGAUUACUGGGAAUAUCACACAAGGUUUACCGCCUUUCAAACCGCCACCAUUUUCUAUAGACACCAAUAACAAGACUUAUCAAUUCCCUGAAUUGAUUCAAGAACUCGGUAGUACCAUCGCAUCGAUACCAUUGAUCGCCAUUUUGGAAAGUGUUGCUAUAGCUAAGGCUUUCGCAAAAGGAAAGACUUUGGAUGCAACGCAAGAAAUGUUAGCGGUUGGACUUUGCAAUGUUAUUGGAAGUUUCGUUAGGUCGAUGCCAACGACCGGUAGUUUUACAAGAACCGCGGUGAACAAUGCAUCUGGCGUGAAAACUCCAAUGGGUGGUAUAAUAACCGGUCUUCUGGUAUUACUGGCAUGUGGUAUUUUAACUUCGAUUUUCGAGUUAAUCCCAAAAGCCACUUUAGCCGCUGUAAUAAUUAUUGCUAUGUAUUACAUGUUUGAAGUGAACGUAUUUUCAGCUCUUUGGCGUACGAAAAAAAUCGAUCUCGUACCUUUGAUAGUUACACUGAUAUGUUGUCUCGGUCUUAGCUUGGAAUAUGGUAUGAUAGUUGGAAUUGUUAUAAAUCUUAUUCACCUUCUUUACUUUGCGGCCAGACCUGGUCUAUUGAUCGAGGAACGGGUUAUCAACGAUAUUACCGUACUAUUCGUUUUGCCCAAGCAAUCGUUGAGUUUUCCAGCUGCGGAAUAUUUAAGAGAACAAGUCUUGGAAUGGUGUAAUAAAUGUCCUGAAAGUAUACCUGUGAUAAUAGAGGGACGUAACGUUUUGAGAAUCGAUGCAACAGUCGUCAAAAAUCUUACUCUACUUCACGUAGAUUUAGAAACUAGAAAACAAAAGUUGAUCUUUUGGAAUUGGUCGGAGAAAGUGAAAAAUAUUUUGACAAAUUACGAUUCCUCUUUGACAUUAUCAUUUAAAAAUUGUGGUAGUAUACUUCAGAUAUUUACGAAUACAAUGUCCUGAGGAAUUACAAUGAAUGAGGAAUUACAAAUGAAUAUUUAAUUUCUUCCUUUAAUUUAUUUAUUGAGAACGCAUAAUCUUUAGCAGUAUAAAAAAUUAUAUCUAUAGUUUGACUUCUCUGAGUUGACGUACUUAUAAAGAAAUAAAUUAACGAUAUGUUAUCAGUCGAUGAUCUUGUCAAAUUCCGAUUACAAAUCAGAGAUUCAAUUAAUAAUCCAUCAGUUAAAUAUCUACGCAAAGAUUCGUCAAAUGAUAAGAUUACACGAGUUAACGAAUUAGAUAUAUUAGAAAUGAUUAUAUUAUAAUUAAUCGAUACAAUUUACACGUCAACAUUAAAUCUUUAAAAUCUUAAAUUUUUACGUAGAAUUGUAUCAUUGAUUCAAAUCAAUAUUUAUGAAGAGAUUGAUCAAUGAUUUUUUUUUUUUUUUUUUUUUUAUUAAUAUCUCAAUCAUCAUCGUCAUCAUCAUCGUCAUAUUACAUCGAACACUUAAGAAUGAACGAAAUUACACGUAAAUUACGUGCGUCUAAUGUUUUCGAGUGAGAAAAAAAAAAGAAAUAAAUAAAUAAAAAAAAAAAUAAAGAAAAAAAAGGAUGAAGAAGAAGAAGAAGAAGAAGAAGAGAAAAGAGAAAAAAGA